AUGAUCAUAAAGAAAGAGAAAGAAAUAAUAGGUUUAGAUGUAGAUCCGAAGCGACUUUAUAUAUCAAAACCGACAGAUUUGCAGUCUUUUGCUUCAGAUACUCCAAACUUUAAUACACUUCACAUCUCUUUCGUAGCUGUUCUAAAAAGUAUCAAGUUUAUUUCUGGGAAAAACACAAUUUUAACAUUUGGUACCUUUGAUAAUUUGGAGAAUGAUAAAUCACAAUAUACUUGUUUUGUAUCUAAUACUGAAUCCAAUAGUCUUUCCAUUAACCUGAUAAAUAUUUUAAAGGAGGUCUACGAUAUUACCUUUCCAGAUAUUGGAAUAAACACCACCUUCUAUAAACAAAAUAUUUAUUUAGAACAUUUAUGUUUUUUAAGGUGUCAGGCGGAUUUCACAGUCGAAAGUUCAAAGUGUGUCAUAUAUUUGGUAAAUUUUAAACCGAUUUUGGUAGUAAGACUUGAUGAUAUUCAGGAAAAGCAAACUUAUGCUAGGAUUUUUAAAAAUUUAGUUAGAAUGGAUCAGGAUAUUAAAUGUGAUUUUAAAUUUGUUAAGUUGUAUAAUUUUGAUGAAAGAAUGAACUGUUAUAGAGAAAAAGUUCUUUCUGUAAAUUUGAAAAAUAGCCUAGCAUCUUUACAAAGGCGGCAAGAGGAGCAAAAACAACUGGAAACAUCGACUCCACCAUUUGUUCCAAAUAAUAACUUGUUAUUUGUUCCAAACAACCUAGAAAGCCAACAAUUUGAUUCUCAAUACACACAAACUAGAAAUGCCGAAAGUUUAAAAAGGGAAUUUUCGGAUAUUAGCGAUAGUGGGUUAUUAUACUCAUCGAGUAGCGAAGAACUUCAAUGUAAACAACGGCGGUGCGCUAUAGAUAACAUGGGUGCUGAAGGGGAAAAUUCCAGCUUAAAGGCAGUUUUUGGAGAGUAUACAUAUGAAAAAGCCUUUAACAAGAUUGAUGAUGAGGUAAAGUUAUAUCAUAGCUUGUUUCGCAGAAACUUUAUAUCUUUGGGUGUUCAAACUACUGAAAAGGCUGUUAGCACUACCGCCACUACUAAUGCGACUUCUAGCGUUGAAAUUGUUCCUCUUACUCCUUCUCUAGCCAGUGACGCAGCAUUAAAGCCAGCUUUAUCAAUACAUUCGUCUGAACAAACAAAAAAAUGUGAUUCUAAUUUUACCAAUAAUACAAAUGUGGCCAAUACUUCAAAUUCAACUGUAGGUAAAAAAUAUAGAGAUCACCUUUAUUUUAAAAGCAGCAAUAACCAUGCGAAUGCCACGUUACAAACCACUACUACGUUGGACGCUUGUUACGUACCUGAAACUAGCGUGAUUUCAUGCGAUAUUGGGGAAACCUUUAAACUAAGAGGAACCAUAGUUGGGGUGCUACCGAAUCCAUACUUUUCAUCCAAUAUCACCACAUUGGAUGAGUUAAUUCUCUUGGUUAAACCAGUUUUUAGUAAAGUUCGUGGUUAUAGCUCCUUACUUUAUAAUGUAGAUGUCAUACAGGUUACCAUUUUGGAUGUGAGCAAGUUUUUUUCUUUAAUUGGCACUAAACUAGAAAGCCAUGAAGGAGCCAUUGAUUAUUCCGUUGUAUUGAAAACUCUCUUAAAUAAACUCACAACUGGCGAUUUAUAUGAUAUAAAUAUUACUAAAUGUAUGGAGACAUUUGAAGAAGGUUAUAAUACGUAUAUGUGGGUUUUAAACCUUGAUCAUAGAUUUUUAGAAAUUGCACCAACAGUUUUUAAAAAUGAAAGGCGCCCAUUUAGAAAGAAGCUGGUACUAGAAGUUAAAGAUAUAGACACCAAAAACUGUCAUUCAGCUUCAGUGUUUGGAUUUUUAGUUGGUGUGGAAAAUAUGAAUUCAAGAUACUAUUUAUAUUUCACCGAUUUUACCUCUCAUAAAAUGCUAGAUUAUCCGUAUAUUAAUUACGAUUUUAUGUUUCAAGAAAAUAGACCCAUCCCAAGAAAUGAGCUAUUUAGGCUGGUGGUAUAUCCAGAUAAGUUUCGCGCAUUUGACCGCCGUGUUAAAUGUUGUACUGGAGUCCCCUUUACCUCUAUGUUAAAUGGGAAAGGCGAAGGAAAUAUUUCCCGAAUGGGUCUUAUUUGUAGAUUUGAUAUGAGGAUUAAGGAAUAUAAUGGAUGUCUAGAAGGUACGGCGGACGAUAUAUGGAUCAUUGCCAAUGAAAGCGUAGUUCAUAAUGAAGAUAAGAGGCGCGUUAUUGAAUUACAAAGGAAACUACUGAAAUCUAUCCCACCAUCCGUUGUUAUGGAACAGUUUAAUGUAAUUAGACAAAUAAUGCCUAUUGUAUGGGAUCCAGACUCGAAAGGUUACAAUGUAGCGGAUGUUAAAAUCGUUACAAAAAAAAUGGACUCUUCGCCAAAAAAUUCUAUCGACGCUACCGAUACUGGCAAUUCCAAUGAUAAUGCGAACAAAGAAUAUCGGCAUCAAAGCAUUUUAACAACAGACUUUUCUUUAUUACAUGGAAAAGUGUUUUUUGAUAUUUCCAAAAAGAGACCAUAUCUACUUGGGAAGGAAAUAAAAACUAUUUCUCAGUUAAAUAGAUACACUUAUAUUGAUGAAAAAACAUGUUUCAAGGUAACUGGGAAAUUCGUUUCAUAUAACAAAGAUAGAAAUGUUUCAUUGAAAUUCCAUAUGAUAGAUUCUAAUUAUGGUAGAGAUGAGGGGAAAAAAGACAAUACCCUUAUAGAUCCAAAAAAUAUGUUAUCUGUAGAAAUAUGGGGGGAAGAUAAUCUAAAAUAUUUUUUUGAAGGUUGCAGAAUAACCUCUCUUGAUAAUUUGCUUGGAAAAGAAGUUUCAAUUUAUGUAGUACGCACUCAAAUAUCGGUUGGUAGCCACGAUCAUCCUGCAAAUAUUUUAAUAUGGGCACCGGUGAAACAAACAUUGAGGGAACUGUUGAUGAGUGUUUCUUAG
Messenger RNA from Saccharomycodes ludwigii, 2928 nucleotides. It is a transcript of the gene CDC13, whose product is annotated as telomere-binding protein CDC13. The coding region runs from base 1 to 2928 and encodes 975 amino acids. The record is from RefSeq and is a predicted model, not a curated record. The transcript has a single exon. NCBI's taxonomy places the organism in Eukaryota, Fungi, Ascomycota, Saccharomycetes, Saccharomycodales, Saccharomycodaceae.